This is a messenger RNA of Hordeum vulgare subsp. vulgare (domesticated barley), 1705 nucleotides long. RefSeq names its product actin-1-like. The coding region runs from base 139 to 1272 and encodes 377 amino acids. Gene Ontology annotation, cellular component: cytoplasm. The transcript is spliced from 2 exons. Lineage: Eukaryota; Viridiplantae; Streptophyta; Magnoliopsida; Poales; Poaceae. The record is from RefSeq and is a predicted model, not a curated record.
ACAGAAUCGAAGGCUUCCUCCAUCAAUUGUUAGAUCCAUCUUCGCAACAAGACAAACAACGUACAAGAGAGGAGGAGGAGGAGGAGGAGGAGGAGGAGUCGGGCCGUCCGGAGAAAGAAGAAAGGAAGGAAGAAGAAGAUGGCCGACGGCGAGGACAUCCAGCCGCUGGUGUGCGACAACGGAACCGGUAUGGUGAAGGCGGGGUUCGCCGGCGACGACGCGCCGCGGGCGGUGUUCCCGAGCAUCGUGGGGCGGCCGCGGCACACGGGCGUGAUGGUGGGCAUGGGGCAGAAGGACGCGUACGUGGGCGACGAGGCGCAGUCCAAGCGUGGCAUCCUCACCCUCAAGUACCCCAUCGAGCACGGCAUCGUCUCCAACUGGGACGACAUGGAGAAGAUCUGGCAUCACACCUUCUACAACGAGCUCCGCGUCGCCCCCGAGGAGCACCCCGUCCUUCUCACCGAGGCUCCACUCAACCCCAAGGCCAACCGUGAGAAGAUGACCCAGAUCAUGUUUGAGACCUUCAACACCCCCGCCAUGUACGUCGCCAUCCAGGCCGUCCUCUCCCUCUACGCCUCCGGACGAACCACCGGUAUCGUGCUGGACUCUGGUGAUGGUGUGAGCCACACGGUGCCCAUCUACGAGGGGUACGCGCUGCCGCACGCCAUCCUCCGACUGGACCUCGCCGGACGCGACCUCACCGACCACCUCAUGAAGAUCCUGACGGAGCGCGGCUACUCCUUCACCACGACGGCGGAGCGGGAAAUCGUGCGGGACAUGAAGGAGAAGCUCUCCUACAUCGCCCUCGACUACGACCAGGAGAUGGAGACCUCCAAGACCAGCUCCUCCGUGGAGAAGAGCUACGAGCUGCCCGACGGCCAGGUCAUCACCAUCGGCGCCGAGCGCUUCCGCUGCCCCGAGGUGCUCUUCCAGCCAUCCUUCAUCGGGAUGGAAGCCGCCGGGAUCCACGAGACCACCUACAACUCCAUCAUGAAGUGCGACGUGGACAUCAGGAAGGACCUCUACGGCAACAUCGUCCUCUCCGGAGGAACAACCAUGUUCACCGGCAUCGCCGACAGGAUGAGCAAGGAGAUCACCGCCCUCGCGCCCAGCAGCAUGAAGAUCAAGGUCGUCGCCCCGCCCGAGAGGAAGUACAGUGUCUGGAUCGGAGGAUCCAUCCUUGCCUCCCUCAGCACCUUCCAGCAGAUGUGGAUCGCCAAGGCCGAGUACGACGAAUCCGGACCAUCCAUCGUCCACCGGAAAUGCUUCUAGAACCCUUCAUCCAUCGUCCAUCUCCCCCUCCCCUCCCCUGCAUCAUCAUCGUCAUCGUCAUCGUCGUCGUCAUCACCACCACCACCAACACCAUCAUCAUCACCAAACAAUACAAAACAAAAGUAAAGGCGCGCCGAUCAUGGGAACAUCACUACUGUGGUACUGCCGGGGCGCCCGCUCGAUCGACCACGUCUCAUCGUCGUCGAUGAUCCUCUUUUUGUUUCCCUUUGUUUUUUUUCUUUCUUGACAAUCUUUUUACAUAAAUCAUCUUCUUUCCUUUUUGUUUUCUUACUUCCAUUGUAAUUAAUUGGAGAUGCUAUCCAUGCAUUCAAUUCCAUUGUCAUUUGUUUUGUGGAUGACGUGCACUUAAGCGGUAUGCUUGAAUUCAAUCUAAUCUAAAGGCCGGCUAGCGGCCGAGAUGAUUACUAUUGAU